CACCUCACCACCACCACCUCACCACCACCAUCACCACCACCACCUCACCACCAUCACCACCAUCUCUUCACCCACCACCUCACCACCACCAUCACCACCACCAUCUCCCUGUCCCGCUGGAGCACUUCUCUCGCUGUUUGCUGCCGCCAUGCUCGCGGGCAAGGACCUCGCCUCGUGCCUCAAGUUCCGAGCGAACAUCUUCAACAAGAGCAAGUGCCAAGACUGCUUCCGGGCCCGCGACUCGCACCCGGCCCUGGACGAAGAGCUGACUCAGGCCAAGCCGCUCUAUGGCGGGUGGCUGUGCCUCGCCCCAGAGGGGACCGACUUCGGGAACUCUCUGCAGAGAUCGAGGAAAUGGCAGAGGCGCUUCUUCCUGCUGUACGAGCACGGGGAGCUGCGCUACGCCCUGGACGCCGUGCCGAGCACUUUGCCGCAAGGCAUUGUGCGCAUGUCGGACGUGGUGGAGGUGGUGGAGGCUGAGAGCCACACAGGCCAGAGGAACUCGCUGUGCAUCUCCACGCCGCAGCGACACUUCUUCGUCCGCGGAGAAACCAGGGAGGACAUUGGCGGCUGGCAGGAGGCGCUGGGCCCCUACGUGCUCGUCAACAAACAGACGCUGAAGAAGCGGAACGCCGGGAAGUCUCUUCAGCGGGAGCCGAGCCCACCCAAGGCGACCUCGGGUCACGAUACCACGGACGACCCCGGAGCCACGGACGCCGCCUUCCCGCAGUGUCGGCCUGGAGACCACUCCAGCUGCCCGACGUUCAUGCAGCAGAUCCACCAUCGCUCACAGACACGCGGUGGACUCCCCAGAUCUGCCUCGGCCUGCUCGCUAAGCCGGGACGACGUCGUCUGUGAAGGCCGCACGCUGGAGGUGGCGGUCCACUCAGGCCCCCCCGGAGGCCCGGCCUGCAGGCUGAGUGUUGGCGAUGGGGCGCAGGCGGUGGCCACUGGGAAUGGUGAUGUGAAAGGACCCGGCCAGACCCAGCAGCGAUGUCCACCACAGGGGGAAGCAGCGCAAAUGACAAAGGAGUUGAGCGCCAGGUUCGGCAGCGUCCUUCCCCCGGAGCGGCGAGCCAAGUCGCUCGACCGGCGGACGAGCGAAGCCACAAUGACGCCCGACCUAUUGAACUUCAAGCAGGGUUGGCUCAUGAGACUGGAUGAAGAUGAGCAGUGGCGGAAGCACUGGUUCGUGUUGACUGAUGGCAGUCUCAAGUUUUACAAAGACUCCAUGGCCGAAGAGGCGCUGGACGAGGACGGGGAGAUCGAUCUGACGGCCUGCCACAACGUCGCACCCCUCGACACGCAGAGGAACUACGGCUUCCAGAUCCACACCUCGGACGGAGUGUUCACUCUGUCGGCCAUGACGGCCGGCAUCCGCAGAAACUGGGUGCAGAGUCUGAGCAGCAGCGUCCGCCCUGCCACGUCGCGCCCCCUCGCCAGCAUCGUGGCGGAGUGCGGCACAGCCGUGCCAGACACGGCGGCGACGCAGCGCGGAGGGGAACUGCCGCCCCCCGGUCCCUCGUGGCCUCUGAUUUCCACCGCCGCCGCCGCCACCACCGCCACCACCGCCACCACCGCCACCACCGCCAUUCCCCUCUUCGACCCGACGGGAGGCUGCCGAGGUCACGCGCGGCAGAGACGGAGGGACGGGCGCUCGCGCACGAUCGACCUGGCCGACCUGCGGCCCCUGCGCGAGGCGCUGCGCAUGCAGAGCCGCCGGCAAUGCCGGCAAAGGGCCAAGACGGCGCUCAUCCUGCCUCCCGGCAUGGCAGCCCUGGCAGGGCCGGGCGAAAGCGUCCCGCUGGCGGCACCGCCCCCGGGGGUCCGAGCGGCGCCCAUCGGGGACCCCGGAAGGGAUCCGCUCCCUCGGACCCCGGCGGAGACGCCCGGUGGGGGCGGCCCCCACCUCCCCCCCCGCCCCGUGGAGACAACCCCUCUGCGGGACGACAAGCAGGUGCCCAUCGCCACGCUGGGUGGCGGGCAAGUGCCCAUCGUCACGCUGGGUGGUGAGCAAGGGCCCAUCGCCACGCUGGGCGGCGGGCAAGGGCCCAUCGCCACGCUGGGUGGCGAGCAAGGGCCCAUCGCCACGCUGGGUGGCGAGCAAGGGCCCAUCGCCACGCUGGCAGGUGAGCAAGGGCCCAUCGCCACGCUGGGUGGCGAGCAAGGGCCCAUCGCCACGCUGGGUGGCGAGCAAGGGCCCAUCGUCACGCUGGCAGGCGGGCAAGGGCCCAUCGCCACGCUGGGUGGCGAGCAAGGGCCCAUCACCACGCUGGGUGGCGAGCAAGGGCCCAUCGCCACGCUGGGUGGCGAGCAAGGGCCCAUCGUCACGCUGGGUGGUGAGCAAGGACCCAUCGUCACGCUGGGUAGCGAGCAAGGGCCCAUCACCACGCUGGGUGGCGAGCAAGGGCCCAUCGCCGUGGACUCCCCUGGACUUCCUGCAUCUCCUCCUGGUGCCCCCACAGAAGACUUCGUGCAGCUCCUGCAGAACGAGGUGCCGCCCCCUUCGUUGAUAGAGAACGAGGUGUCGCUCUCCUCGUUGAUACAGAACGAGGUGCUGCCCCCCUCGUUGAUACAGAACGAGGUGUCGCUCUCCUCACUGAUACAGAACGAGGUGCCGCCCCCUUUGUUGAUACAGAACGAGGUGCCGCCCCCCUCGUUGAUACAGAACGAGGUGGAAAAGCUGAGGGUGAAGCUGGAGCAGGCGGAACGGGAGCUGCGGAACCUGCGGGUGAGGGCGAUAGCACCACUGGCGAGGGAGGUAGCGUCGUGGGCGCUUGAGCGUGGCAAUGACGCUCGGUCUGGUGCGGUGCCGCAGGCCGGCCACGAGGAGGAGGCGGAGGAGGCGGUGGCGUGGAGCGAGCCUCUCCCGACGCGACCGUACGGUGCGAACGGCGGGUCCGAGAUCCGUCGCCGUGAGGGCGUCCGCUCGCCAGGGCGGGCGACGCGGCGCCGCCGUCACCCUGCCGAGCGGCGCGGCCCCGAGGACGAACCGGCGCUCGCAGCGGAACGGCGCCGCUCGGCCACGGCCGAACGGCACGAGCGGGCGGCGCCGCAAGGGGAGAGCGGGGAGGAGAGCGGGGAGGAGAGCGGGGAGGAGGGGAGGUCGGCAGGGAGCGCCGCGCCGACGGGCGCGGAGACGGAAGCCUCCGGGCCGCCCGCGUGCAGCGCGGAGGCACGGCGGGCGCCCGGCGCGGGCGCGGAAGAGGGGGCGAGGGAGGCCCUCGCGGCGGAGUCCGAGCCGCCGCGGCCCGGCGGCGGAGAGGACGGCGCGGUGGGGGAGGAAGGGAAGGUCCGACGCCACGCCGAGGUGCCGCGCGACGCUCCGAGGGGGCGCGGGGCGCGGAGCGGGGACGUCGAGGGGCGGCGCCGCGGGUGGCCGGGGGACCCGGAGGGCCGAGAGGCCGAGGACGUGGGGGGGGCGGAGCUCGCCCGGCUCGUCCAGGAGCUGCGGCGGCGUCUCGGGGAGGCCCGGACCGAGCUGCGGCGCCGCCCCUCCCCCCACGAGGUGGAGGCGGAGCGCCUCCAGCACCGUGCCGACAUCGAGACGCUCAAGGCCGAGUGCGAGCGGGGCCUGCUGCUCAUGGAAGAGUGCCACCGUGGAGCGCUGCGCGAGCUGCAAGAGGCCCAGCGGCAGACGGUGGCGGCGCUGGGCGAGGAGAAGGAGCGGCUGCUGGCGGAGGAGACCGCCGCCACUGCUGCCGCGAUUGAGGCGAUGAAGACGGCCUACCGAGAGGAGCUGGAGAAACUCCGCAAGGGCCGAGGAGGUGUUUCCCGGAGCGUCACGGAGGAGCGUGCGCAGUACGAGCAGGACCUGGCCUCGCUGCAGCGGGAGAUCGAGGCCUUGUCUGAGCAGUACUCCCACAAGAGCCUGCAGGCCGCGCACCUCCUGCAGGCUCUGGAGGCUGAGAGGGCCGCGCUGCAGCAGAGCCGGCGCGACAACCGCCAGCUCAACGCGCGCAACCAGAAGCUCGGCACUCAGGUGGCGCAAGUGGCACGGGGGGCACAGGAGGAGCGGGCGCCGAGCGAGGCGGCGGAGGGACGCGGCGCCACGCGCAGUAACUUCGAGCUGCAGGUCGCUCUGCGCGUGAAGGAGUCCGAGAUCGAGUUCCUCAAGCAGGAGCUGCGCUCGCUCAGAGAGGAGCUCCACACGGCUCAGAGGGACAAGAAGCUCGCCGCCCACCGCUACAAGGACAUGUACCGUGAGAUGAGCCUGGCGCGCGCGCACGCCCAGCGCGACUCGCGCCUGCUGCAGGAGAAGCUGCGUCGACUCACGCAGCAGCAGCAGCUGGCGGCGCCGGGCGUCGACCGCCGCGGACACGCACAGCCGCCACACGAUGUCCUGAAGUCACGGAGUAACCCGGAGGGUUUGCGUGCUGGACUUGCAUCCGUUAGUCAGCGUCUCAAGGCUGAGUCGGAGGGCUUCCCGCUGGGCGAUAAAACCCAGAAGACGCCCGUGUGACUGCACCGCCAACGUGUGACAAGACCCGAUCGAUUUGCGCACUCAACUUUUCAUUUGCACGUCAUCAUAAAAAAAUAUUUGCAUUUAUUUGACCUUUAAAUUGGCCCGGCAACACAUGCCGCACAGUAUCGCCGUCUCACAAAUUUGAAGGCACCCUCAGCGGCAGCUGUCCCUGUGCAGCCAGUCGGUGCCUGCGAUCGCUGCUGCUCUCCGUGAGUGUCAUUUGCGAUCUGAUUUUUCGCAACGACGAGCAGCGAAAGUGCCAAAACUUACUGCCGCUUCGGCCGAACGGCUCAAACUAAAAACUAAACAGAUUUUGUAUUUGGCCAGGUAAGGCCCCCUGAGCUAUAUAGCUGUUUUUCAGAAGUGACCUCGCCGCAGAAGGAUAGCUCAACGAAGUGGCUU
Messenger RNA from Petromyzon marinus (sea lamprey), 4867 nucleotides. The record is from RefSeq and is a predicted model, not a curated record. Lineage: Eukaryota; Metazoa; Chordata; Hyperoartia; Petromyzontiformes; Petromyzontidae.